AUGUUUGUUAGUCCCAGAAGAGUCAGAAAAUGCCAUUUUUUGCAGAUAUUUGCCACUUGCUUUAUACUGUGUCUCAUGAUUUUUUGGGGACCAUUUGAUAAUCACAUUGUGAGCCAUAUGAAGUCCUAUUCAUACAGAUACCUCAUAAACAGCUACCAUUUUGUGAAUGACAGCCUGUCUAUCAACAGGGAUAACUUGGACAGAGUAUCAAGCUACCAGUACUUGAUCAACCACAGAGAGAAAUGUCAGCAGCAGGAUGUCCUCCUCCUGUUGUUUGUGAAGACUUCUCCUGAAAACCGUCAUCGGAGGGAUGCAAUUAGACAAACUUGGGGUAAUGAGAAGUAUGUUCAGUCUCAACUUAAUGCCAAUAUUAAAACUCUUUUUGCUUUAGGACGACCAACAGAUCAUCUGCAGCAUACACAGCUGCAAAGAGAACUUCAUCUGGAAGACCAGAAAUACAAUGAUUUGAUUCAGCAAGACUUCCUGGAUACUUUUCACAAUCUUACUCUUAAGUUGCUUUUGCAGUUUAGCUGGGUAAACGCCUACUGUCCUCAUGCCAGGUUCAUUAUGUCUGCAGAUGAUGAUAUAUUUAUCCAUAUGCCAAAUCUUGUUGCUUAUCUCCAAAGUUUAGCACAAAUGGGUGUUCAAGAUCUCUGGAUUGGUCGUGUCCAUCGUGGAUCCCCUCCCAUAAGAGACAAGAGUAGCAAAUACUAUGUUCCAUAUGAAAUGUACCAGUGGCCCUCUUAUCCUGACUACACAGCAGGAGCUGCAUAUGUAGUAUCAAGUGAUGUAGCAGCUAAAGUAUAUGAGGCUUCAUUGACUCUCAAUACCAGUCUUUAUAUAGAUGAUGUUUUCAUGGGUCUCUGUGCCAAUAAAAUGGGAAUUGUACCACAAUAUCAUGUAUUUUUUUCUGGGGAAGGAAAGGCUCCCUAUCAUCCCUGCAUUUAUAACAAAAUGAUGACAUCUCAUGGACAUGUAGAUGAUCUGCACCAGCUCUGGAAGCAGGCUACAGAUCCCAAAGUUAAAAAACUUUCUUCAGGAAUUUGGGGUAGAAUAUACUGCAGACUAGUCAAUAUUGUGCUUCUCUGUAAACUAUACUAUGAGGACACAUAUCCUUGUUCAGCUGCAUUUUCUUAAUACUUGAAUAUCUGCUUUGAAGAUCCACUGAGCCAAAACA
Molecule: messenger RNA, 1177 nt
Organism: Antrostomus carolinensis (chuck-will's-widow)
Lineage: Eukaryota; Metazoa; Chordata; Aves; Caprimulgiformes; Caprimulgidae
Gene: B3GNT5
Product: UDP-GlcNAc:betaGal beta-1,3-N-acetylglucosaminyltransferase 5
Exons: 1
Coding region: 1-1137 (378 amino acids)
Biological process (GO): protein O-linked glycosylation
Cellular component (GO): Golgi membrane
Molecular function (GO): N-acetyllactosaminide beta-1,3-N-acetylglucosaminyltransferase activity
Source: RefSeq, a predicted model, not a curated record